GAACGAGUCGAGGUGAUAUGUCAUCUGCAUGCUGCAGCUCGAUGACUGAAGUUGGACCAAACUUGGUUCUGGAGUGAAGGCAGCGGAGGUGCUGCUUGACCUGCUGAGGGCUUCCAGCGUUUCCUCCUUUAGCUUUGCACUCCCGCCAUCUGCAGCUUUAUGCGACAAUUACUAACCAACAUAAGUUCUCUGCCUUUGAAUCCUAAGCCUCUAUUUUAAAGGAUGCUUCAGCUGCGAAUUAUUAAAGGGGGCUUCAGCCUCCUGGGGGUGAAGCAGAUUACAGUACUCAAUGCUCGUUUUCAGAGCACUCGAAGUGUGGACUACAAGCCCAUCAAAAAAGUGAUGGUGGCAAAUAGAGGUGAGAUUGCGAUCAGGGUCUUCCGAGCAUGCACCGAGCUUGGGAUCCGCACCGUGGCAGUCUACUCCGAGCAGGACACGGGACAGAUGCAUAGACAGAAGGCCGACGAAGCCUACCUGAUUGGGAAAGGACUGCCUCCUGUUCAAGCCUACUUGCACAUCCCUGACAUCAUUAAAGUGGCCAAGGAGAAUGAAGUGGAUGCGAUUCACCCGGGCUACGGAUUCCUGUCAGAGAGAGCGGACUUUGCACAGGCCUGCGUGGAUGCUGGAGUGCGCUUCAUUGGACCCUCCCCCGACGUGGUGCACAAAAUGGGUGACAAAGUGGAGGCUCGUGCCAUUGCCGUCGAAGCUGGUGUUCCAAUUGUACCAGGAUCCUCAGCGCCUGUAACAUCUCUGGCUGAAGCCCAAGAAUUCGCCAACACAUAUGGCUACCCAAUCAUGUUCAAAGCUGCUUAUGGAGGUGGUGGCAGAGGAAUGAGAGUGGUCCGUGACUAUGAGGAGCUGGAGGAGAACUACCAGCGAGCUUACUCUGAGGCCCUGUCUGCUUUUGGAAACGGAGCUCUGUUCAUCGAGCGGUUCAUCGAGAGACCCAGGCAUAUUGAAGUACAGAUACUCGGCGAUAAGUACGGGAAUGUGAUCCACUUGUACGAGAGAGACUGCUCCAUCCAGCGACGUCACCAGAAGGUGGUGGAGAUAGCCCCUGCGGCUCAGCUGGACCAGCAUUUGAGAGACCGGCUCACCUCCGACGCAGUCAGACUGGCCAAACGGGUGGGCUACGAAAAUGCCGGCACCGUGGAAUUUCUCAUCGAUAAGCAUGGCAAGCACUUUUUCAUCGAGGUCAACUCCAGGCUUCAAGUCGAGCACACUGUUACUGAAGAAAUUACUGAUGUUGACCUUGUCCAUGCCCAGGUACACAUCACCGAAGGCAAGAGUUUACCCGACCUGGGCCUGAAGCAGGAAAAUAUCCGAAUCAAUGGCUGUGCCAUCCAGUGCAGAGUUACAACCGAGGAUCCAGCACGCGGCUUCCAACCCGACACCGGUCGUAUUGAGGUUUUCCGCAGUGGAGAAGGAAUGGGAAUCCGCUUGGACAUUGCCUCGGCGUUCCAGGGGGCAGUGAUCUCACCACAUUAUGACUCGCUGCUGGUCAAGGUGAUUGCUCACGGCAAGGAUCACCCCACGGCUGCCUCCAAGUUGAACCGAGCCCUUGCUGAGUUCAGAAUACGAGGGGUCAAGACCAAUAUCCCGUUCCUGCAGAACGUGCUGAGCAACGACCAGUUCCUCUACGGCAUCGUGGACACUCAGUUCAUCGACGAGAACCCCGACCUCAUCCUCCUGAGGCCCGUGCAGAACCGAGCCCAGAAGCUGCUGCACUACCUAGGUCAUGUGAUGGUUAAUGGACCAGUGACUCCAAUCCCAGUCAUGGCAAAACCCUCUCCUGUGGACGCCAUCAUCCCCCAGGUUCCUCUGGGUGACCCUCCGGCAGGAUUCCGCGACAUUCUCCUGAGGGAAGGUCCAGAGGGCUUUGCAAAGGCGAUCCGGAAACACAAGGGGCUUCUCCUGACAGACACCACCUUCCGAGACGCCCACCAGUCGCUCCUGGCAACCCGUGUCCGCACACAUGACCUGAAGCUCAUCUCCCCCUACGUGGCUCACAACCUGCACCGGCUCUUCAGCAUUGAGAACUGGGGAGGUGCGACCUUUGACGUGGCAAUGCGCUUCCUGUAUGAGUGUCCCUGGAGGCGCCUGCAGGAGCUGCGAGAUCUCAUCCCCAACAUCCCCUUCCAGAUGCUUCUGCGGGGCGCCAAUGCGGUCGGUUACACCAACUACCCCGAUAACACCGUGUACAAGUUCUGCGAGGUGGCCAAGGAGAACGGAAUGGACAUCUUCCGUGUGUUCGACUCCCUGAACUACCUGCCCAACAUGAUCCUGGGCAUGGAGGCAGCGGGCAAUGCUGGCGGGGUGGUGGAGGCCGCCAUCUCCUACACCGGCGACGUCUGCGACACCAGCAGGACCAAGUACUCGCUGGACUACUACCUGAAGCUGGCCGACGAAUUGGUAUCUGCCGGCACCCACAUCCUCAGCAUCAAGGACAUGGCGGGAUUGCUGAAGCCCAACUCGGCCAAGCUGCUGGUGGGAGCGCUGCGGGACCGCUUCCCGGACAUCCCGCUCCACAUCCACACGCACGACACGGCCGGCGCUGGGGUGGCCUCCAUGCUGGCCGCAGCCGAGGCGGGGGCGGACGUGGUGGAUGUCGCCGUGGACGCCAUGUCGGGCAUGACCUCGCAGCCCAGCAUGGGCGCCCUGGUGGCCUGUACCAAGGGAACGGAACUCGACACAGGCAUCAACCUGGAGAACGUCAGUGACUACAGCGAAUACUGGGAGAUGACCCGGCAACUGUACGCUCAGUUCGACUGUACGGCCACCAUGAAGUCCGGCAACUCGGACAUCUACGAGAACGAGAUACCCGGCGGUCAGUACACCAACCUCCACUUCCAGGCCUACAGCAUGGGCCUGGGCAACAGGUUCAAGGCUGUGAAGAAGGCUUACACUGAAGCCAACCAACUGCUUGGAGAUUUGAUAAAGGUGACCCCUUCCUCGAAGAUCGUGGGCGACCUAGCCCAGUUCAUGGUGCAGAACAACCUCAGCCGAGAGGACGUGGAGGCUGACGCCGAGGAGCUGUCCUUCCCCCAGUCGGUGGUGGAGUUCCUGCAGGGGUACAUCGGGAUUCCCCACGGGGGGUUCCCCGAGCCCUUCCGCACCAAGGUGCUGAAGGAUCUGCCUCGGAUUGAGGGCCGGCCGGGGGCCUCUCUCCCGCCCCUGGACUUUGAGAACCUGGAGAAGGAUCUCCGACUGCGGCAUGAGGACGAGAUCACGCCUGAGGAUGUGAUGUCCGCCGCCAUGUACCCCAAGGUCUUCGACGAGUACAAGGACUUCACCGCUCAGUUUGGGCCUGUGGAGUGUCUCAACACUCGCCUCUUCUUGGAGGGACCAAAGAUCGCCGAGGUCUUCCAGGUGCAGCUGGAGAGAGGGAAGACUCUGCACAUCAAGGCGCUGGCCCUGGGAGACCUCAACAUGGCGGGCCAGAGGGAGGUGUUCUUCGAGAUGAACGGGCAGCUGCGCUCAGUCUUGGUCAAAGAUACGCAAGCCAUGAAGGAGAUGCAUUUCCACCCCAAGGCCCUGAAGGACGUCAAGGGUCAGAUCGGCGCCCCGAUGCCGGGCAAGGUGAUCGACAUCAAGGUGAAGGAGGGCAGUCGGAUCGAGAAGGGUCGCCAGCUGUGCGUGCUGAGCGCCAUGAAGAUGGAGACCGUCGUCAACUCGCCCAUGUCCGGCACCGUGACCAAGAUCUAUGUCACCCGCGACAUGCACCUGGAGGGGGACGACCUGAUCCUGGAGAUCGAAUAGCGGAGACCGGGGGCCCCCCACCACCUCCCCCCCGACACUCCCGCUCCCCCCUGCCCCACCGCAGGGAGGGACUGUCCCUACACCCUGGCCUAACGUACUCACUCACAGAUCCCCGACAGAACAGGGUCCUUCCUUCGGGAUGGGCGAUCCCUCCCGUGCCCACCUGCCACUCCCUGAACCACCAUCACCUCCCCCUGACUGCCAAACACCUCCCCCCCCCAACCCCACACACACACACACACACACACACACACACACACACACACACACACACACACACACACACA
Messenger RNA from Pristis pectinata (smalltooth sawfish), 4046 nucleotides. Its product is annotated as pyruvate carboxylase, mitochondrial. Gene Ontology annotation, cellular component: cytoplasm. The transcript is spliced from 22 exons. The coding region runs from base 223 to 3759 and encodes 1178 amino acids. The record is from RefSeq and is a predicted model, not a curated record. Lineage: Eukaryota; Metazoa; Chordata; Chondrichthyes; Rhinopristiformes; Pristidae. Gene Ontology annotation, molecular function: pyruvate carboxylase activity; ATP binding; metal ion binding. Gene Ontology annotation, biological process: pyruvate metabolic process; gluconeogenesis.